UUUGCAUUGCAGUGUGGAAGAAUCAUCACAUGAGGACAGUUACCAACUAUUUCAUAGUGAAUCUUUCUCUGGCUGACAUUCUGGUCACAAUUACUUGUCUUCCAGCAACUUUAGUAGUGGACAUCACAGAAACGUGGUUCUUUGGGCAGAGCCUCUGCAAAGUGAUUCCCUACUUACAGACAGUUUCAGUCUCUGUGUCUGUACUAACACUCAGCUGCAUUGCUUUGGAUCGAUGGUAUGCAAUUUGUCACCCUUUGAUGUUUAAAAGCACAGCCAAGCGAGCAAGGAACAGCAUUAUAAUUAUCUGGAUUGUGUCCUGCAUCAUAAUGAUUCCUCAGGCUAUUGUUAUGGAGUGCAGCAGUGUGUUCCCAGGAUUAGCCAAUAAAACCACCUUGUUCACAGUGUGUGAUGAGCACUGGGGAGCCGAGGUUUACCCCAAAAUGUAUCACACAUGCUUUUUUUUGGUGACAUACAUGGCACCACUGUGUCUUAUGGUGUUGGCCUAUUUGCAAAUAUUUCGCAAGCUGUGGUGUCGCCAGAUCCCAGGAACUUCUUCUGUUGUUCAGAAAAAGUGGAAACCUCUGCAGCCCUCAGCACAGCCCCGAGGGCUGGGACAAUCAACCAAGUCAAAGAUUAGUGCUGUGGCAGCUGAAAUAAAACAGAUUCGUGCAAGAAGGAAAACAGCACGUAUGCUAAUGGUUGUCCUCCUGGUUUUUGCACUUUGCUAUCUACCAAUUAGCAUCCUCAAUGUCUUGAAAAGGGUUUUGGGGAUGUUUAAUCAUGCUGACGACAGAGAAACCGUAUAUGCCUGGUUCAUGUUCUCACACUGGCUGGUGUAUGCAAACAGUGCAGCCAAUCCUAUUAUUUAUAACUUCCUCAGUGGGAAAUUUAGAGAAGAAUUUAAAGCAGCAUUUUCCUGUUGCAUCUUUGGCAUUCGCCGCCACCACGACGAACGGUAAGAGGUCGUGCCAGAAAGUCGGAAAUCCUUGACCACCCAGAUCAGCAAUUUUGAGAACGUUUCCAAACUUUCAGAACACGUUGUAUUGACCAACAUAAACACCAUUCCAUCCAAUGAUAUCCCAGCUAUGCUCAGCCCAUUGAAAUCAGUGGAACUGCAUCUCCACAUACCAGGGAUGAACGUGACUUCAAAUUUAGAUGAAGCUGUGAGGGUUUCUGCAGAAGACACUGCCAAUACAGAGAAUGCAGAGUGGGAUAAAUUCGUCCCUAGCAUAACAAAACUUACCUCGAUGGAGUUACAGCAAGGAUGA
This is a messenger RNA of Acanthisitta chloris (rifleman), 1268 nucleotides long. RefSeq names its product orexin receptor type 2-like. Gene Ontology annotation, cellular component: membrane. The transcript has 7 exons. Gene Ontology annotation, molecular function: orexin receptor activity. Gene Ontology annotation, biological process: feeding behavior; circadian sleep/wake cycle process; G protein-coupled receptor signaling pathway. The record is from RefSeq and is a predicted model, not a curated record. Lineage: Eukaryota; Metazoa; Chordata; Aves; Passeriformes; Acanthisittidae. The annotation marks the transcript as partial.